This is a messenger RNA of Pipistrellus nathusii (Nathusius's pipistrelle), 981 nucleotides long. The record is from the annotation of a GenBank genome assembly. Lineage: Eukaryota; Metazoa; Chordata; Mammalia; Chiroptera; Vespertilionidae.
AUGGAGAAGGACGGGCUGAGCCGCGCGGACCAGCAGUACGAGUGCGUGGCGGAGAUCGGGGAGGGCGCCUACGGGAAGGUGUUCAAGGCCCGGGACCUCAAGAACGGAGGCCGUUUCGUGGCGCUGAAGCGCGUGCGGGUGCAGACGGGCGAGGAGGGCAUGCCGCUCUCCACCAUCCGCGAGGUGGCGGUGCUGAGGCACCUGGAGACCUUCGAGCACCCCAACGUGGUCAGGUUAUUCGAUGUGUGCACGGUGUCCCGAACAGACAGAGAAACUAAACUAACAUUAGUGUUUGAACAUGUAGAUCAAGACUUGACCACUUAUUUGAAUAAAGUUCCAGAGCCCGGAGUGCCCACUGAAACCAUAAAGGACAUGAUGUAUCAGCUUCUCCGAGGCCUGGACUUCCUUCAUUCCCACCGCGUAGUGCAUCGCGACCUAAAGCCACAGAACAUCCUGGUGACCAGCAGUGGACAGAUAAAGCUGGCUGACUUCGGCCUGGCCCGCAUCUACAGUUUUCAGAUGGCCCUGACCUCCGUGGUGGUCACGCUGUGGUACCGGGCCCCUGAAGUCCUGCUGCAGUCCAGCUACGCCACCCCCGUGGACCUCUGGAGCGUCGGCUGCAUAUUCGCAGAAAUGUUCCGCAGAAAGCCUCUCUUUCGUGGAAGUUCGGAUGUGGAUCAACUCGGAAAAAUCUUGGACGUCAUUGGGCUCCCAGGAGAAGAGGACUGGCCUAGAGACGUUGCGCUUCCCCGGCAGGCUUUUCACGCAAAAUCUCCUCAGCCCAUUGAGAAUUUUGUAAACGACAUUGACGAACAAGGCAAAGACCUUCUUCUGAAGUGCUUGACAUUUAAUCCAGCCAAGAGAAUCUCUGCCUACGGCGCCCUGUCUCACCCAUACUUCCACGACCUGGAGAGGCGCAAGGAGAACCUGGAUUCCCACCUGCCGCCCAGCCACAACAGCUCGGAGAUGAAUAUAGCCUGA